AUGAGCGGAAAUACGGCUAUCAUUGACGAACUUGUACGAUUGGGGCAUUCAGUCGUUGUAUAUACCGACACCGGUGAUACACCGUUACAUUUUGCAGCCGACAAUGGACACCUCUUUACUGUCAAGUCUCUGGUCGAUUUAGAUGCCUUUGAUACUUUGAAUACCAGCGACUCUACCGCCAAGGCUCUGGCUGCGAGAAAUGGCUAUAUGGAGAUCGUGGGUGUGUUAGAAGAAGCAUUCGGAUCAACAUUCUAUGAUAACAUGGCUGGAACGAUCACAACUCGAAAGGCGAAAGCCUUCCUCACUAGCUUGAGAGCCUCGAUUUACAGCGGAAAUAUCAAGGGGUGUCAGAGUUUGUGUCCCUUAGACAGAGAUACAGUCAUCACUGGAGUAAUCAACAACAUUGAUGGUGUUUUGCAUCAUGCAGUUAGGGGAAACGACAUGGAAAUUGUCAAGCUUCUCCUUCAGCAUGGUGCGGAUAUCGAUCGUCUCGAUUCGAAUGGCAGGUCUGUACUACUAGAAGCAAAUACAUCUGACAUGGUAGCUCUCCUCUUGAGCUUUGGUAUAUCGCUAGGUCUGCUAGUCUCUGAGACUGCAUACGAUCUCGUGGAUCUAUGGCUCAACGCUUCCUCAAGGAUUGUCGAUCUUUUAUUCACUACCAUACUAAAUGAAGGCUUACACCAUGCUCUUCGAGUGUUGGAAUGGUCAUCCGAUGCCACGUCGCCGAUGCAGACUGUCAUCAGUGGGCCGAUCAUCGGGAUCGCUCUCCUUGGUUAUGCUUCUGGAAAGAACAUCCCACAGCAGAACUAUAUAUCCUUGUUACUUGAUCGCCAAGGGACUCAAUAUCUUCACAACUCAGGCUUCUUCCUUGAACAUCGCCAGCCUUUCCCCUGGAAUCUGAUUGAGGCUACUGUCGUCGGGUACCUCACUUUCUUAAGAGAGAAGAUUACUUCCGUUAACAAACUACUUGGUUCUGAGUCUUCAAAGCGCUGGUUGAAUCUACACCCUACAAAAGGUUGGAGUCCUCUUUGCCGAGCUGCUUCUUUGAACUAUACACAUGCAAUGGAGAAUUGCUUGUUUCUUGGAGCUGAUAUUAACUUUGAGGGGAGCUCUCUCGGUUCAGCGCUGAUGGUAGCAUGUGCUUGUGGCCAGCUUUCUGCUGUGAAGCUCCUCGUGCGUAGGGGGGCAAACCCAGUUUAUUAUGGAAAGCAUGGCUGGAUUAGCGUCAUGGACCUGAUAAGAUCGGAAGUGGUAAGGAAAUGGCUGCUCGUUGGUCGUUUCACUGACCAGAUGCGCCUUCAGUGGCACAGUGAUACACCGAUACAGGGACGGCAGGCAGCGACAGGACAAUGGCGAGGACCCGUCCGGGUGAGAGUCAAGUUGAAUGGCUUUGACGAGAUACAGGAAGGAGAGUCGACUUUUGGCUAUGCAAUACGUCUAGCUGCCUAUCGAAGGUCGAUGUAUGGUAGAAUUCCAGACUACAUUGAAAGCAUAGUCUAG
This is a messenger RNA of Fusarium coffeatum, 1500 nucleotides long. RefSeq lists its product as uncharacterized. The record is from RefSeq and is a predicted model, not a curated record. Gene Ontology annotation, molecular function: protein binding. The coding region runs from base 1 to 1500 and encodes 499 amino acids. The transcript is spliced from 2 exons. NCBI's taxonomy places the organism in Eukaryota, Fungi, Ascomycota, Sordariomycetes, Hypocreales, Nectriaceae.